Molecule: messenger RNA, 1009 nt
Organism: Dicrocoelium dendriticum
Lineage: Eukaryota; Metazoa; Platyhelminthes; Trematoda; Plagiorchiida; Dicrocoeliidae
Source: the annotation of a GenBank genome assembly
UUCGUGGUGAGUAAAUCGAAUGAGUUCGAAGCGAUGAGACUGCGUUCAGGACUCCUGUGGUUGAUUACAUUCCGCUGACGUACAUUGGGCUUCGAUUGGUGUCCAAGUGACCACUCACUCGGUUUGAAGCACAUGAUGGAAUCAACGCCGUAUCUAAUUUCAUCAUUUUAUUGGAGUUAUUGUUGUUUGUACCUUCGCGACAUCCAUUUGUUUUGCUGGCUGUAGAUUCGCAAGCACAUUCUGACCCGGCUUGUGCAACAAAAUGCUCGAUAGCACCACCGUUGCAGAACAUGAAGGUGAAGUGUUUUGCAAACAGUGCCACGGGCGCAAAUUCGGACCUAAGGGUUAUGGCUUUGGAGGCGGAGCUGGCGCGUUGAACAUGGACAGCGGUACACAUUUGGGCAACGUGAGCACUGAGAUGAGCAACAAGCCAACGGCAGCAGCAGGUGGCGCCGUGGUUCCACCGGAACAAGGUGGUUGUCCGCGAUGUGGCAAGCGAGUGUACGACGCAGAAAAAGCGAUCGGAUGUCCUAGUGGACUAAGCUUCCACAAAGCCUGUUUCCGAUGCAAAACGUGUGGCAAAUCUUUGGACUCCACAACGUUGUGCACUCAAAAGGAUGAACAGGAGGUCUAUUGCAAAGCUUGCUACGGUAAAGCAUUUGGUCCCAAGGGAUUCGGUUUCGGACAAGGAGCGGGAGCGUUGAACAUGGGAUGAACGGAAUGAAAGAACCGCUUGUAGUCGAUAGUCCAAGAGAAAUUAUCCCGUUAUAAAAGCUUGUUCGGGUCAUCUGACCAUCCGCUUCUUCCCUUCCUUGUAAUCCUCCUGUUUUGUCUUGAUCCUCUCAGUGUAUAAGGCUAUUUAUUACCGCUUUGCAAACCGACAACAGAAUGCCAUGAAUUGAUGAACUCCAGAGUCGACUGCAUUUCGCCAGAGAACACAACACCUAUUUAUUCCUUCUCAUUUGCAUGUUGAUAAACGAAUACGCAGAUUUAUAAACUUGCCUCUGCA